This is a messenger RNA of Colletotrichum orchidophilum, 1545 nucleotides long. Its product is annotated as GTP cyclohydrolase II. The record is from RefSeq and is a predicted model, not a curated record. Lineage: Eukaryota; Fungi; Ascomycota; Sordariomycetes; Glomerellales; Glomerellaceae. The transcript has 16 exons. Bases 1 to 1545 code for a protein of 514 amino acids.
AUGAGCAACAAUACUCCCAGCGACGGCUCGUUGGCUGAAGUUAUAAAUUCCUUGAAAUUCAUUCAGCAGACUCAGUCCGAUCUUGUAGCCGCUGUUGACUCCUUGAAUCAACGAUAUCAGCAGCUGCCUGUUGAGGCUGAUGUCGCCACACUUGGUCCGAAUACAUCUCUCGGUGAGAUCUCUGAGAGAUCUCAAACCGCCGAGCCUUCCGAUGCUGUUGGUGAUUCUGCCAAGAGCUCUUCGUCCGAUUUGACCUUGCAGGCCCCAGCUGUACCCUCCUCGCCCAGUCAGCGAUCCGGUCUGACCUCCCGCAUCAUCCUAACGACAUACCCAAAGCAAAUUGGCAUCAACCCACUUCCUAUGAAAUGGGGCGAGUCUGACCCCCAUUGUCGUGGUCCAGUUGUUGUUUCUCGGUCAUCGACCACCAUUGGAAGACGCAACGGUCUCGGUGGUUCAUACUCCAUCUACUAUGCCCUAGCUGUCGCGAGCAAACAACUGAAUCUCGAGCAUAGGCCCGACUUCACCAACACGGAGCCGGCUGCCAAAAUUGGCCCCUUUCCUCAAUGGGGCGAUCCCAAGAAGAUUGUCGCCAUGGACCCUUGGGGCCACCUGUCUCCCUGGCUCUUCAAGGACACUAUUGAGAAGCACAAUGUGGACAUUCGCCCAACCAUCGCCAUUACCAAAGCACACAUGAAGCUUCCCGAGCUGGAGGAGAGCGUCAAGAGUGGAAGACUUGUCCCUGACGGUAAGGUCUGCCUGAACGAGCUCGGAGAGCUGGCUGUAACUAAGUUCGCCGUUGAACCGGUUUGGUAUCUCCCUGGCGUGGCUGAAAGAUUCGGCAUCGACGAGGGGGCCUUGCGAAGGUCUCUCUUUGAACACACUGGUGGCAGCUACCCUGAAUUGAUUACUCGCAACGAUAUCAAAGUGUUCCUGCCUCCUAUAGGCGGCCUCACGGUAUACUGCUUCGGCGAUCCGGCCAAGAUGUCUGACGAGUCUGUGAGACUCGCUUUGCGCAUCCACGAUGAGUGUAAUGGUAGCGAUGUGUUUGGUUCCGACAUCUGCACAUGCCGCCCUUAUCUCAUCUUCGGCAUCGAAGAGGCAGUCAAAGAGGCCCAGAAUGGCGGCAGUGGUGUCGUCAUUUACUUCCUUGUGUACAACGCCCGUAAGCGCGGCGAAGACCGAGCAUCGGACUACUUCAAAAGAACAGAGAACAUUGCGGGAGUGAAGGACAUGCGCUUCCAGGCGCUCAUGCCUGAUAUUUUGCACUGGCUCGGAAUCCGCAAGAUUGACAGGAUGCUGAGCAUGAGCAAGUCAGACAAGGGCAAGGAUGAUGUCAUUCCAUGUGCUGAUUGGAUCUUUGUUGACGAGUCCUUUAGAAUUCCUAUCCACGAGCGUGUUGAGCUCCCCGACGAAUGGAUUCCCGCAGACUCUCGUGUCGAGAUUGAUGCAAAGAUUACCGCAGGUUACUUUACCGCCGGAAAGCGCAUGACAGAAGAAGAGUUGAGAGCUGUGCAGGGUAGGAUGUGGGAAGAUCUCGACCAUUAG